GCGAAGUAGGAAGUAUCAUCUAGUGACCUGCUGCUACACGGGCAGGUUUUUUUUUGUUGUUGGCUUGUCGAUCAAAGGGCAUCUCUCUUCGCCGGGCACACCAAACCGAAACACGCUUCUUCUAAAACCGUAAAAUAACUCUUUGACAUUUCGAUUCGAAAAUAAGAAUCGUGGGCUUUCACGAGAACACCUAGCCCACACUUUACGCUUUCUGGCAGACAGAGUCGAGUCGACUCGCACAGCAGCGGCGUUUGCAUUAUUUUUUUUUUCUUUAUUCCGUUUUUUUUUUUUUUUUUUCCAAGAAAGUUUUGAAGACGAGAAAUGUCCCAAAGAGGACAAAAUCACACGAAUGGCUCGACCACCAUAACUGAGCAAGGGGAAGGCGGAGAGUCGCAACCCAGUGGCGGAACAGACUCCGAUCCAAGCCGGUCCGAGAACCGCCAAGCCGGCGAAGGGGACCAAAUGUUGGGAGGGAUUGUAACGACAAAUAGGGUCCCUGGUCAACUGCAAGCGACCCCGCGAUUUAGUACGCUGUCCGCAUCGUCAAGCGGAUAUCAUUCACUCGACAUUUCCCUUCCAAACUCUCCCUUUAUGACUCAUAACAAGUCGACACAGACCCCCAGUCCGUCUAGUCAAGUAAUUGCCCAUGCACAACAGCGAAUUUCCCUGGGGCAGCAGAACCUGCGAGAUUAUGACACGCGACGAGCCCCUGUCCCCUUCUUUAGAACGCGGACGCUGUCGAUGCUGCCGGACAUGCGGCCAGAGAUGCUGGUCGCACGAGAGCUGCGGCGCAUCGGUGACAAGUUCAAUGAUAUCUACAUAAAUGGGAGGGCCGGGGACGGGAACCUCUGGGCAGCCCCUCGGCGAAUCCAACACAUGCACGUCUUCGUCCUGUGGAUUGCCAAUCUGCUGGAACGGCUGCUACAGUUCCUGAGGCAAAGAUGAUUGGAGGAUUGCUGACUGCCUCCCCACUUACCCACCCAGAACCCAGCAGAAACGUAGCAUUCCUGUACUCUGUAAAUACGUAAAUACGAAGAUCCAUUUUUGAGGAGGACACCUGAAUUUCUUCCUAUUAUGCUUCGUCGUUACCUGGACUGAGUCCGUUUUUUCUUGGAGACCAAGGACAAUUGUACUAUUUCAAACUGCUUGGAUGGAUGCAGCUGUAGGAAUACUUUUAUACAGCAAAGGAGGCCCACCUCUCUGGCCUGACAGCUCUGCCAGGACAGGAAACUGUCACCAAGGAAACCAGGGCUGCUGUUGGACUGAGGGCUUUCCCUGGGAUAUGGCAACCCCCCCCCGGCCUUUUCUGUAAAUAAGCCUCCGUUUUGUUAAAGGCCUCUCCUCUGUUCCCACUAUCUUUCCAGCGUCGCCUUCCUUCAUUUCUUUCCUUCCAUCUAUUUAUUUUUUGUUUUGUAUUUAAUGUUCUCGUUUAUGUACUCUAAAUGUGUUUUUUUUCUUUUGUUUAAAGUGGUAUCUAUCAGUAAGUCAAUCAAUCAGCCAUCUACAAAUACUGUUUUGCUGCCCAGAAUCAAACCAAUCCUUGCCGUCGCGAUAAGUCCGACAUUUUCGUACAUGGAGAUUACCAUACACAUCUCUGCCAGGCUGUGUCCUAUUCACACAAAGACAUUAAUGUAGGAUCCCAGUCGCAUGCAAAAAUUUAACCUCGUGGUCGUUAUUGACCUGGUCGUCCCUGAGACUGUUCUGGUUCCAAGUGCCUCGGUUCCCAGUCCAACGUGCAGAAGGUACUUAGAAGAUGGAGCCAAGACCUUCUACUCAGCUCAGGGGCUACAUUUCACGUUUUAGAUGCUGCUCCAGGGUACACAUCCACAAAUCCACCAUCUACCUCUGAAUAAGUCAGAUCUGUCACUUUGGUUUUCAAGAGAUGCUCAGUGUUUUGUUGUUGUUUUUAAUAUUUCUCCCUCCAUGAGAAAACCGUGCAAAAGUGUGCGUUUACCCCUUGAUGUGGUGGAUGACGGCUGUUCUAAGAACAGGCUUGCCCUUCAGAGGGAAGUCUCACCCAUCCCUGUGCGUGCCGCAGUACCUGGGUGCGGAGUACAGAUGCCCCAGGCGUGGUAAAAUCACUCAGACAUCGACUGGAUGGCAUGUGAAUCCUCUUCAGUAUAACAGUGUUACAUUUCGGUGUUGAUAAUUAAUUACAAUAACGGGAGGAAUUAGUGUGAAGUUAAGUCUGCGGCUCGCGCCCCCACGCCAUGCCGAGAUCCGGUCCAGCCCUCUGUUUUGGAGUAUCGUGAUAUGCGGCUAGCUAAUGCUUCUUCCCUGUUACCGUGGUUACCCUGCGGAUCCUCCCGUUCAGAUUAAAGGUUUACUGGCAGAUUGUUAGCUGUUACUUGCAGAUAUGGUUGUCAGCAUGGUUUUAAUGUGGUUUUAAUAUGGUUUUGUUGAUGAAUUUUAACAUUAGCAGAUGACUGUAACAAUCGUGCGACCCAGGCUCAUCGCUCCGAAUGACAACCAUGGGCACCUAAGACCCAUCCGUCUGACCGUCAAGGAAUCUUCUCAGGUUUUAGGAGUGACCCCCAGCAACACACUAAUGGGGGCACCUUCCAAAGACACAUACAAAGUAUUAGCUAGCUGGGAAACUGCCGAUGCCUCUAGUCUAUCAGGCCUCGUGGCAUCGCUGUGAUAUUGGGACCCGCUUACUUUUAAGGAGCGCAGCAGGGCUUGGGACACUGGUCCCUCCUCUCGGGUUUCCGAAAUGUGCUUAUAAUCUUGUGAUUGAUGGAAACAGAAAGAAAUAAUGCAGCGGCAUUUUGCUGCCUCAAAUACACAUUUCUAAUGGGCAUCUUAUGGAAAAAAUCACAGACAGCCGUUGGAUUGGGGCCAAUUUCAUGGCACCUCAUCUCUUAUGACAGGCAGGCCAUCACAUUGGUUUGUAUGGUAAUAUGUUAUCGAAGGGUAAGACAUCGAUUACCUCAUGCCGACGUGCCCCCCCCCCCCCCAGCUUGGCGGCGAGCAGGACCACAACACACACGCAGGCCCAGGACACACACGCAUUGAUUACUGCUCAAUAGCAAAAUGCUGAUGUUAUACCACUUUACAGGACCCAGUACAACUGUAGCAAGAACUUUUUUAUCAUGUUUUUUAUUUUGCACUGAAACUAAAGUAAGAAUAGUGCAAUACUGCUGUAAAUACCUGCAUUUGAUUUUGUAUGUUCUACUAAAAAUAAAAUCUAAAGAAACUAAA
This is a messenger RNA of Paramormyrops kingsleyae, 3201 nucleotides long. RefSeq names its product BCL2 like 11 (gene bcl2l11). The record is from RefSeq and is a predicted model, not a curated record. Lineage: Eukaryota; Metazoa; Chordata; Actinopteri; Osteoglossiformes; Mormyridae.